UGAAAGCGAGACGGGUUCAGUGGUAGACUCAACACACCAAAACAUUACUUUAUGGUGUCGCUUUAUGCAAAGUUAUGUAAGAAAAUACCGGGAAAUCGGCUGUAAAACGUGCUUUACGAGUCCUUGCUUAAUUCAGGACUGAGUAUGGGCAGCCGAAAUACACGUGGCUCCAGGAGGGAGGUCGAACAGAAUCGAGAUGAAUCGACGUCAAAUCCCGGUGUUACUGAAGAUGCGGAUAGCGACGACAACGAAUCAGACCUUGUGAGCGUGCUUGCGUUUCUGCUUCGUAGUGGUCAGGCUCGGCUUGUGCGUGCUACCACUGAGGGAGGCAGUGGGAUCCACAUCAUUCAUGGCAUGUCGUCAAGCGACAGUGAUGAUGAUGAAGAUUUUGAUGAAGAUUUUGCUUAUCACAAUGGUAAAGUGGCCAGUCCUCCAGUUGAUCCAAAUCCUAAUACUCUAGUUGUUGAUCAAAGUGUGUUUAAACUGGACACAUUAUUGUCAAGUGGUCAAAUUUUAGGUGGUCAAAAUAUUUGUUCAAGGCUUCACAGGAGAGAAAGUUCCCUUCAUAAUCGGCCAAACUUUACCUCUAGUGACAAGGCUGCGGCUUCAGCCAAUUAUAUCCCCAACAAGAAAGCAACAAAAGCUCAGUUUCUCCAAAAGCUGUUUUGUGGCCAGUAUUCCAGUGAUGGAACAGUAUUUCUUUCAGCUUGUCAAGAUCAAAACAUCCGUCUGUACGACACAACCCAUGGACAGUUCAAAGAGUUUCGAAACAUAGUGGCAAGAGACGUAGGCUGGAGUAUAAUAGACACGGACUUUAGCCCUGAUCAGCAAUACCUCAUAUAUUCUAGCUGGUCUGACUACAUUCAUCUCUGCAACAUUUAUGGUGACUAUGAAACACAUGCAGCUUUAUGCUUAAACCCAGAAGAUUCAAGAUUUUGUGCAUUUUCAAUAAAGUUUUCUCAUGACAAUAAAGAAAUUUUAGCAGGAGCCAAUGAUGCUGCCAUAUAUGUGUAUGAUCGAGAAAGUAAUCAGCGGACUUUGAGGGUCCAUGGUCAUGAAGAUGAUGUAAAUACAGUAGCAUUUGCAGACGACAGCUCUCAUAUUCUGUUCUCUGGAGCAGACGAUGGUCUCUGUAAGGUCUGGGAUCGCCGGCAGCUAUCUGAGAAUUGCCCAUGCCCAGUGGGUGUUUUAGCUGGACAUGCUGAUGGUAUCACCCACAUUGACCCAAGGGGAGAUGGACGGCACCUUAUCACUAACUCCAAAGACCAGACAAUCAAAUUGUGGGAUAUGAGAAAGUUUUCUGCUGAGGAAGGCAUCAGUGCUACAAAACGUGCUGUAGCUGGUCAGAGGUGGGACUACCGCUGGCAACCAGUCCCACGAAAAUCUGUAAGACGUUCCAAGCUGGAUGGUGAUUCAUCUGUCAUGACUUAUCGUGGCCACAGUGUCUUACACACUCUUGUUCGCUGUUACUUCUCACCUCUCCGCACCACAGGACAGCGAUAUAUCUACUCGGGAUGUUCCACUGGUGCUGUUGUUAUUUAUGAUGCAUUGACUGGAAAAAUAAUCUCCAGACUGAGUGGACAUAGAUCAGCAGUGCGAGAUGUGUCAUGGCACCCCUAUGAAAAUGAGAUUGUCAGCACCUCGUGGGAUGGAACACUUGGCUUGUGGAGAUACAAAAGGCCAAAUGAUGAGGAAGAUAAUAAAGAAGAAGAGGAACCAGAACCCAAGCAGCAGUCUGUGGGGCCCUGUCGUCGCUCUAUUCGUCUCAGAAACCUCAUACAUGUAUAAAAUCACAAAACUUAUUACAAAUUCAGUGUGAUUUAAAAAUUCCAUAACAUAUUCUCUUGUGGGCGUUCACAUUUUUUUCUCUGGUCCAUAAAUGUUUACUUAAGUAAGCAGCAAAACAGGUAACUUUCACCUAAAGAUGGAAUUACAGUCUCUUCACAUGAGCUUGGUUGACCAGGCUGUCUCAGUUUGCAGUACGUAUUCUCACCAUCUCUUUGAAAUUUCAUUGAGUUCACAUGAGAAAAUUUUCAUGGAACAAUAACUGGGAUGAAGAAAUGUAACAUGGGAGUGGAAGACCAAAAAUGUCCUGCUAACUAUGCCAUCCUUGUUGUGGGAAUUAAAGGAAGAUGGUUGUUGUCUUUUCUGUACAUACGGUUUUGUACUUGGUGUAAUUUUUUUUCAUUGGUCAAAACGCGAACCAGCUCUCAAUAUACCCAAUAGUGUAAUUUAUGUUGAGUAUAGGAAGCAAUUUUUGGACAAAAUUAUUAAAUAAAUUUUGCUAGGACUGCGUGUAAUCCAAUGCUGUUUGUAAUCAUAUUAGUGAUGUGUGUAAACCAUGAGCAUUAUAAUUACUGACAGAAUUGGAUGACACAAAGUCAUGUAGUUAAAACUGAAAAAAUAUGAGAAAUAAACUACUCACUGAUUGAGCAA
This is a messenger RNA of Pocillopora damicornis (cauliflower coral), 2436 nucleotides long. Its product is annotated as DDB1- and CUL4-associated factor 11. Gene Ontology annotation, cellular component: Cul4-RING E3 ubiquitin ligase complex. Gene Ontology annotation, molecular function: protein binding. Gene Ontology annotation, biological process: proteasome-mediated ubiquitin-dependent protein catabolic process. The record is from RefSeq and is a predicted model, not a curated record. NCBI's taxonomy places the organism in Eukaryota, Metazoa, Cnidaria, Anthozoa, Scleractinia, Pocilloporidae.